This is a messenger RNA of Physella acuta, 2401 nucleotides long. Its product is annotated as thiamine pyrophosphokinase 1-like. Gene Ontology annotation, molecular function: ATP binding; thiamine diphosphokinase activity; thiamine binding. Gene Ontology annotation, biological process: thiamine metabolic process; thiamine diphosphate biosynthetic process. NCBI's taxonomy places the organism in Eukaryota, Metazoa, Mollusca, Gastropoda, Physidae. The record is from RefSeq and is a predicted model, not a curated record.
AAUGUUGACGAUUAUUUUUGUACCAAAACAAUUUCUUUUCGAAGAUCCACCACAAGUGUCCACUAGACUUAAUUUAUAAUUAUAGAUUCUACCUAAAGAAUAUUGUUUUUUUACGCAUUCGUUUUGUUAUUGAUAUGCAUGUCUUUCGUCCACUUACCUGUUUGCUCCCAGGCGCAGGGCCCAAGAUAGCUCUAAUAAUUCUUAACAGACCAAUUGAUGUACCUCUUCUUACACAUUUAUGGAAAAAGAGUGCUUUUACAGCAGUGACUGACGGAGGUGUGAAUCGGCUCCACAAAAGUUUUUGUGACCAGAAAGAUGAAUAUUUACCAAAUGUUAUCACUGGUGACUUUGACUCAGCCAGCCCUGCUGUACUAGAGUACUACAAGAAUAAGAAUGUUGACAUAAUAUCAACUCCCGAUCAAGAUGAAACUGAUUUUACUAAAUGCUUGAGAGUUGUCACUGAGAGAGUUGAUCAGAAAACUAUUGAGAUGGUUGUAGCUAUUGGUGCAUUUGGAGGAAGGAUGGAUCACACGUUGGCCAACAUCAACACACUGUACACAGCAUUUAGUUUAGCACAAGUUCCCCUGCUUUUGUUAUCAGAUUCUUCACUGGCUCUUCUCUUGGACAAGGGUGAACAUACUUUACACUGUGACACUGGGCUGGAAGGAGAUUGGUGUGGUUUAGUCCCCAUUGGUCAGCCAGCUUUGAAUGUUACAACCACAGGGUUGAAGUACAAUCUCACCAAUGAUAAAAUGAGUUUUGGCGAGCUGAUCAGCACAUCAAAUACUCUGGCAGACAGCAUUGUCACUGUAACAACAGACCAGCCAUUGCUUUGGCUCAUGGGAUACAAAGAUUUAUAAGUUGUUUGUUUUUUUGCAUGUGUGUGCGAAGACAAAGAAGGAAUAUUCAGAACAAUAUUUAGGAAAGUUUUUUUAUUACUCUGUUUUAACUAAGCAUUUUAUUUUUAUCCUUUUUUCUGUAAAAUUAAAUCAGAUUGUAAAAUCUAAUCUAUAUUUUUUUAAAGAAAAUAAAACUUAAUCAUUACCCUGAUAGUGAGGGUAAACAAAGAUCCAGUUUUCAAUUUUAAAGUUUUUAUAAAAGAAUUUUUUUUUUAAAUUUAAUUUAAUUUUAGUCUUAUGUUGUGGAUAAAAUGAUCAAGUUGAUGUAUUAUUUUUUUACCAAAGAAAGAACAUUUUUGUUUUCAUAAUUCUUAAUUCUUUCCUAAUUAGAUUUACCAAGGUGUAAGUUUAUAAUUUUACAAGCAAUUUAACAGUGAGACCAAUGAAAAAAAAUCUCAAUUACACACUGCUUUUGUGUUGAAUAUCCCUAAAUAGUAUGUAACACCAUUGAGCAUCUGACCGCUUAACUGAAAGUUUUGAGGUUUUAGGAUGGCACUAAGUCCUGACAACUGUAAAUAUUGAGUGUGUGACAUUCCUAUGUCUAUAGGACAUCAGUAAGUCCUGCCAACUCAGAUGAGAACAUAAUUCAAGUCAGGUAGAGGCAGCUGAUCAUAAUAAUCUCUUCAUGCUAAGAUCACAUAAACAGAUUGAACUAUACUUCGCCUGUAAUCAUUAUGAACCAUCAAAUCUUAAAAGCUCUUUUUUUAAUAUAAUUUUCAUUAUAACCUAAUAAUCAGCAAAGAUACCUAUCAAUAUUUGUGAUUCAUCAUUUUUUUUUUACAUUAAUGUAUUUCUAUAUGUUGUUUGCAUUUAAUAAAAAAUGUUUGUGAUAUUUUAUGUACCAUGUUGACAACAUCAUGUCAAUCUAAGUUUUAAGAUUUUCUUCUAAUCCUUUACAUACCAAAGAUUUGUGUUACUGUGACAUUAUUUUAUAAAGCAAUAUUUUAAUGACAUUUGUAUUUAAUUAUACUGAGGCAAUACAGUUUUAACAUAAUCCACAUACUAUCAAAAUUGAUUUUAAUGAAUGAUGAAGCCAUUCUCAUUAUAGCAUACCCUCAAACAUCUGAAAGAAUUUGAAAUAGAUGUAUUCCUGUGUUCUUUUACCAAGUGAAAAUUUUCUUCUGGAAAGAUGACAUGACUAUUCUUGAUAUUUAUUAAGUGCCUUUUUCACUCUGACUAUAAUCUCUGUUACAAUCGGCUGUUUAACAUUGAUUAAAACUGCCCUUUUCAUGUUGUGACUUCCAUUCCACUGAUCAUUUUGAAACAUUUUAAAAUGUGACGCAUGUGUGCGAUCUUAUUCUGAAUAAUAUUAAUGAGAUCUACCUGUGAGUAGAUACUGAUUGACCAGGUAAGAGACAAAACUGCAUGCCAUUAUAUUCCAGGAGAAAAAGCAUGCUACUUUUAUAAGAUCUGUACACAACAAGUUAUUUGUAAUACUUUACAAAUUACUAAACAGAUUUGGAUUAAAUUUAUGUUUGACUGAAUUAAUAUUACAAAUAAAA